AUGGCCUGCGCCGCGGCGCGGUCCCAGGCCGACCAGGACAGGUUUGUUUGUAUUUACCCUGCUUAUUUAAAUAACAAGAAGACCAUCGCGGAGGGCAGGCGAAUCCCCAUCAGUAAGGCUGUUGAAAAUCCUACAGCUACAGAGAUUCAAGAUGUGUGCUCAGCAGUUGGACUUAAUGCAUUUCUUGAGAAAAACAAAAUGUACUCCCGAGAAUGGAAUCGUGAUGCUCAGUACAGGGGCAGAGUCCGGAUUCAACUCAAACAGGAAGAUGGCAGCCUCUGUCUUACACAGUUCCCAUCACGUAAGUCAGUAAUGUUGUAUGCAGCAGAAAUGAUUCCUAAACUAAAAACAAGGACACAAAAAACAGGAGGUAGUGACCAAACUCUUCAGCAAGGAGAGGGAAGUAAAAAAGGGAAAGGAAAGAAGAAGAAGUGA
This is a messenger RNA of Pipistrellus nathusii (Nathusius's pipistrelle), 435 nucleotides long. NCBI's taxonomy places the organism in Eukaryota, Metazoa, Chordata, Mammalia, Chiroptera, Vespertilionidae. The record is from the annotation of a GenBank genome assembly.